This is a messenger RNA of Mustela lutreola (European mink), 3104 nucleotides long. RefSeq lists its product as uncharacterized. Lineage: Eukaryota; Metazoa; Chordata; Mammalia; Carnivora; Mustelidae. The transcript has 3 exons. The record is from RefSeq and is a predicted model, not a curated record. The coding region runs from base 297 to 1034 and encodes 245 amino acids.
GCAGGCCUGGAAGAAGGGACCUGCCAAGGGCAGCUUUGUCUUUCUCACCAGAGUUUGAAGAUUAGCCUCGAUCAUGUCACAAAUUGGGGCUACUGCUGGGUCCAGAAUGGAUGCUGGAGGCAGGGCCCAAGGGAUAGCAUAUGUGGCAUUGGGCACAGGCCACUUUGCCUAGCCCCUCUGGAAAGUAGGUGGGGCAUACCCAGUCUCCUUCAAUCCAGAACCCACAGGUGAAGCAGAUCCAGGGCCCAGGCAGGGACGACUCAGGUGUGGGAGAACCGCUGGGCCAGCACCACAGGAUGGCAGAAAGGUCAUCCCAGAAGAGCUGUGAGUCUGAGCUCUGGGUCUCGGUCUCCCAGAGCCUCCUGGAGGAGGACAGCCCAGAGCCCCUGUCCCAGCAUCUCCAGGCCAGCACUUCCAGAGGCAGUGAGCCUCUCAGCAGCCUAGAUCUCCCCUGUGGCUCCCUGGUGGCCUCGGAGUACCUGCCUUUCUUCCGCACCUAUGGGAACCUCCUGACUGUGGAGGAGCCAGCCCCGCUGCCCAAGGUUUGCAGGGACCAGAACAUCAGAGAGGUGCCAUUCUCUGAGGACCCAGAACCACCCAGCGGCUUCUUCCCUUACUACCGCUCCAAGGAGGAGAGUUUUCCCAGCCUGGUCCUUCCUGAUAGGUUGUAUGGGGGCUCCCAACACCUGCACACCAGGAAGGAGGUCCUGACUGGCUGCGUUUGCAGGAUGACUGUCAGCUGCCAGUGCUCUGCUGCCUCGGCAAGCCCAGGCGUCCUCCCCGGGUCCUCCUCUACACCACCCUGCUGUCCCAUCCUGCUGCUUUCGGCCGGUCACUCUCAUGACAGCAGCCUGACUGUCCCUCUCUCCAGUGAUGCUGCCUUCAGGGGCCCCGGCCUUUGUGCCUCGGGAUUCGUGCCAUACUACAGAACCCCUGAGGAGAAGCUGCAUACCAGCCCUGGGCCUCCUUCCUCUCUGUCCGGGAGCCGGGAGCCCGCAGGGGAGCUGCCCAGGCCUGCUGCCACCAGAGUGUGAGGGAGCAGGAGCCCCCGAAGAAUGGGCCCCAGUACCUGCUCAGCAAGAGGUGAAGGUGGCUGGGGGGGAGGCUACCCGAACUGGCCUGGGACCUCCUGCCUCAGUGCCUAGGACCCACAGAGAGGUCAGGAGGGGCCCAAAGGCAGGCAGGCCCCACCAUCCCCCUCAGUCUACUUGGGGGGGCAAACAAGAGGACCCUGUGCCCUGCCAGUGUGUAGCUCUACGCCACUGUCCGACUCAGCAGGCCUGGGAGCUGCCUUCUCUCCAAGGAACUGAGAGGCUCAAUCUGUGCCCCCUUGCAGCCACAGGCUCAGGAAGUGACCCCCAGCCCGGGGGGCUCCCUUGGGUCUGCUAGCCAGAAAAACCUCCUGAUGACUAAUGGAGUGCAGCAGCCCAAAAGUGGCUCCACAAAGGGGAGGUCAGUCUGGCCCAGCACUCAGACCUCCCCACGGUCCUGGCUCUGCUCUAGCCUGAGCUCCAGGCUCAGGGCAGAGAGCAGGGUCCACCAAACAAUGGAGGGCUACAGACCAGAGCUAAGUCACCGCAUUACGAGGGUUGGAAUUGAUGCCCUACUGUGAUAGUUUGGAGAAAUACAAAUGCAGCUUCCAUGUAUAGAGUAUUUGCUGUGGGUUAGGGAUAGACACUGGGUCAACUCUAUCCUCCAGUUAAAGAAACAGGCUCAGAGAGGUGGGCUGUAGGCCUGGGCUCACACAGCUCACCAAUAGUGGAGCUGGGAUUCAUACCCAUGCCUGUCCUCGGGGCCUGAGUACUUAAAACCCUUUCUUUUACACCGUUCCUCAGUGAGUCUUCACACAGCAAGGAAAGAGCCAGCUGCCACCCGUCACGCUCCCUAGAGGUCAUCCCACCUUGCCUUCCCCCACAGGCCUCCUUCCCUUGCCUGGCUCACUGCGCUUUGGAGCAGCAAGCAGGGGAAAGCAGCAUAACACAUGUCUACCAAGGACCGGCCUCGCCGACCACUGGCGAUAACAUUUCCUGGUGCCCCAGCCUUAACCCCAAACUCCAGGCUUACCCCACAGCAUGGCGGAUGGCCCUGAGGCUGAAGCACGUGCUUAUGAUGACAGCACGUGCCCCCCCCCCCCUCUGGGAAUGUGAACCUUGGCUCCUGUUCGAAACAGCCUCUUGGUACCCACGUUCACAGCCACUCUGUCCCGUGGCACUGGUCUCAUGUCCCUUCCCCUCCCCUCUGACCCGUACACCCCUGAUGGCUGGAUUCCUGUUCCUCCUCCACCCAGGAGGACACCCUUACCAGCUCCCCAGUCUUCCCGAGGGUGGCAAAGUUGAGAGGACGCACGCUAGAAAUCAGUCGGUUGUACUUCAGUCACAUCCAAGAAUUUCUUUUUUUAAAAUGCACUUAAAAAAAAUUUUUUUCUGAGGCACUUGUAUGACUUCCCUUUGGGUUGGGUUGACAGUAGGGUGAAGACAUUUAGGUGCCCUUGCUGGAAGGCUCCUUGGCUUUGUAUAUGUGCUGCCGAAGCGAGCACAAUUCCUUGGCUUUGUUCUUGGGGGGGCGGGUGACUGGUCUUUCCCCUUUCACAUUCCACAGGGCUGGGGCCAGCUAGCUGGCAUCUCUGGGCUCUCACUGCCCUCAGAGAAACGGACUGGGUUGGGAAGUGUCUGGCUGCGUGUUAGAACUCUCUCCUUGUGCAGUCCAAGCUGGGUCGGCCAUGUGGCUUCCUCUUCCCAUGCGAGUGGCCUCCCAGGCUUCAGCAGGGCCACCUGCCAGCACUCCCAAGGGAGCUGGAUGAGCCUGACUGGCUCGCAUGCUGAAGAGAACCUCCCGUGUUUCAGGACUGAGAGAUUUCUGGAGCGAGGGGUUCGCAGAAAGGAUCUGGGGCAGAAGAGGUCCUGGGUGAAGGAAUGGGCUUAUGUGGAAGAGCAGGUGGCUUGCUGCUCGUUGGUCCAGGUGGCAUCGGCUGGGAGUUCUGUGCUGACACAGACACAUGCCCAAACAUAUGUCAGGACACCGAGGCCAUAAAAAGGAUAAACGCCAGCUAACUUCCAGUGUUUGCUGUGUGCCAGCCAUGGGGCUGAGCACUCAUGGGCAUUGAU